GAUGGUCGAUGACGUGCGGCUUUUUCAGAUGUACCAUAUGGGGGAUCCCGUUAUCGCCUUCAGCAGCGAGCGUGGCUCCUGGAGGGUCGGGCGCGUGGUCGGGGAAGUCUCCGACGAGGAGCACGUGAACUGCCCGGCCUUCCUCGUGCAGGACGCGCAGACGAACGAGACCGAGGAGGUGUCGAGCUUCAUGCUGCGCCCGCGCUACCGGAUUCUUCCCCAGGACUACGUGCAAGUCCGGCCUUUCGGCGCCGUGGUGCAGGUCGUGUACCCAAUGUACCAGGGUGACUUUCUGGUCAAGGUGCCUGGCCAUCUUGGCCAUGACCAAACUUACUACCUCAACCAGCUUCAGAAGUUGGGCUCCACUCCUACGAAGGAUCACGGCGAUCAGGUCAUGGCCAGGGAUUCGGAGAAUGGCUUUUGGUAUCCGGCGGUGGUGACCAGGGACUCGGAGGAGGAUCCCUACAUCCGCGACGGGACGGGCCGUUGGACCGGCCAGUACAGCAUCAAGUGGCUCGACGCGAAGCCACGGGACAUCCGCAAGACAGACCUGGAGCUGGCAAAGCGGCAUGGCAAUGAGGUGACCAAUCUGCUGACAGAGAUCCGGCCAGAGGAUUGUGAGAAAAAACUCUUCGCUGCCCGGAUCUCCAAGGAGGCGAAGUGCCCAAAAGUCUGCGCCUAUUGGUCAGAGAUCAGCGACGCCUACUGUAGCUUCCGAUGCGUCCCUGGCUGUCCGUCCUUCGAAGAGUCCCCGGCCUAUGUGACUAUCGAGCAGGACAGCAGCUGCGCACGGUGCGGUGUGCGAAACUGCAGGCGAUGCUCCCCGACGCAGACGAACUAUUGUGAAGACUGCAUUGAUGGAUACCGGAUGUCCCGCGGUUCCUGUCUGGAGAAGCCUGAUGGCUUCUUAUCAUGGGUCCGUAUCACCGUCGAGAAUGCCGUGGACAAUGGGACGGUGGUCUUCGGAUCGGUGAGCUGCCUGCUGCUCAUCAUC
Symbiodinium necroappetens is the source of this 994-nucleotide messenger RNA. Lineage: Eukaryota; Dinophyceae; Suessiales; Symbiodiniaceae. The record is from the annotation of a GenBank genome assembly.